Messenger RNA from Acanthopagrus latus (yellowfin seabream), 8211 nucleotides. RefSeq names its product RIMS binding protein 2 (gene rimbp2). Gene Ontology annotation, biological process: neuromuscular synaptic transmission. Gene Ontology annotation, molecular function: protein binding. The transcript is spliced from 31 exons. NCBI's taxonomy places the organism in Eukaryota, Metazoa, Chordata, Actinopteri, Spariformes, Sparidae. The record is from RefSeq and is a predicted model, not a curated record. Bases 172 to 5493 code for a protein of 1773 amino acids.
GAGCACUCUGAGACUGCGACCACAAGCGAGGAAGAAAGAGCACGCUGGCCUGGAUGACCCAGAAAACUGAACUGCAACCGAUGACUGGACCUCUGGAUGUUUUGAUUGCCGUUUAAUUUCUGCUGGAGUAUGGCAACAGAGAUAUUUAUAAUCUGAACAUGCUGGAGAGUUAUGACAUCACCCAGCACAGCUGACCAUGACAAGCGUCUGGGGAAGCAUGCAAACCGUUCUGUCAUGGGGACAAUGGGCUGUCAGAAGACUUGCAAGGUGGAGAAACUCCUGAAACAGUCUCAGAGGGACGCCGUGUGGAGCCAGAGACAAAGGUCGGCCGCUGCAAAGAAGAACAGCCGGAUGAGAGGCGCAGAUAAGCUGAGAAAUGAAGUUUCACCCCUCCGGCUCCAAGGUGCGCAGCAUUUGGACAGCUUUCGUCUUCUAGAGGGCAACAGCCAAGCUCUGAGCCUCAGCCCGGACACUCUGAGUCACCAAAGGCUAAAGCAGAAGUUACUGGAGACAGAGAUCAGCACCAGACGGAAGGAGUGUGAAGCACUUGAAGAAGAGGUGAAGAAAAAGAAUCAAACAUGUCAGACUUUGGAGAAUGAGCUUCAAGAUUUCCUGCAGGAGAACAAGCACUUGAGCCUCCAGUUGUUCAACAAUAGCCACAAGGCAUCUGAGUAUGAGAAGGUGAAGUCUGAAUAUGCCAAGCUCAAAGAGACCCUUGGUGCUGUGACGCAGGAGAGAGAUUUAGCCCUCUGGGAGAAGAACCAGCUCCAAGACAAACUGGAGAACCUAGAGCAGGUGCUCAAGCAUAUGCGCGAGGCUGCGGAGCGGAGGCAGCAGCUAGAGUUGGAGCAUGAGCAGGCCUUGGCUGUACUCAAUGCAAAGCAGCAGGAGAUUGACCUUCUGCAGAAGGCUCAGGUUGAGGCUAAAAAGGAACAUGAAGGCGCUGUCCAUCUGUUAGAGAACCACUUGGACAGCAUGCAGGCCAAAGUUCGCGAGCUGGAGGAAAAAUGUCGGACUCAGAGUGAGCAGUUCAACCUCCUGUCAAAAGAGCUGGAGAAGUUCCGGCUCCAGGCUGGGAAGUUUGAUAUCCUCAGCGCGGAACACUUAACUUUAUGUGAAUCUCCUGGGUCGCCGAACAAGUCCCUGUCACAGCUCCUUAAUGGACUGGCUGCCCCCAUAGGGAAAGGCAAUGAGGCUCCAACAGGCAGAUCUUUGAUAUCGGAGUUCAUUCGACCGCUCCAGAUCAGUGGAGACAAGCCAGAGCUCCUCUCUGUCAAGCCAACAUUCCUUACUCGCAGUCGAGCCCGCAGCCCAGCACGGGCUUUCCUCUCUGAGAUGGACAAAGAGUUCGGCUCAACUACCAGGUCCAAACUGAGGUUCACGGGGAAGGUUCGUCUGUGUAUCGCUCGGUACAGCUAUAAUCCUUACGAUGGGCCUAAUGAGCAUCCGGAGGCAGAGCUCCCCCUGGUGGCAGGGAAGUACCUCUAUGUUUACGGGACAAUGGAUGAGGAUGGCUUUUACGAAGGAGAGCUGCUGGAUGGACAGCGGGGACUCGUUCCAUCCAAUUUUGUGGAUUUUGUCCAAGAUGAGGAGACACCCUCUGUCCAACACAGGGACACAGUAGCUAAAGAACCUGGCUACCUCAACCACAGUAGUCUGGGGCCUCAGAGACUGGGGGUCGGCACAGGGACAGGAACAGGCAUAAGCAGAAUGCUGUCCGACAGUAAACUAGACUGUCUAAGCACCAGCAGCUUGGGCAUGGACCUCCUGAGCUCCUCCAGCAACGGGACAGGAACCUUGGAUGUCAGCAUUGACGAAGUCGGUGAAGACAUUGUGCCUUAUCCCCGCCGCAUCAACCUGAUUAAACAACUUGCCAAGAGUGUGAUUAUUGGUUGGGAUCCUCCUGUGGUCCCGCCGGGCUGGGGCUCCAUCAGUGGCUACAAUGUCUUGGUGGAUAAGGAGGUACGCAUGAGUGUCCCCUACGGGGGCAGGACAAAGUCUCUUAUUGAAAAGCUCAAUCUGGCCACCAACACCUACCGUAUCUCAGUACAGAGCAUCACUGAGCGCGGCCCGUCGGACGAGCUGCGGUGCACUAUGCUCGUGGGAAAGGAUGUGGUGGUGGCCCCUUAUUACCUGCAGGUGGACAGCAUCACGCAGGUCUCUGCUGAGCUCUCCUGGAUGCCUAGCAACAGCAACUACAGCCACACCAUCUUCCUCAACGGUGCAGAGUACGACAUGGUCAAGGCAGGGGGCUACAAGUACAAGUUCUUCAACUUGAAGGCGAUGACAGUUUACAAGGUGAAGGUUGUGGCGCAGCCGCAUCAGGUGCCUUGGCAGCUUCCGAUGGAUCAAAGGGACAAGAGGGAAAUCUCAGUGGAGUUCUGCACUCAGCCUGCAGGACCCCCUCUCCCUCCCCAGGAGGUGCAGGUUCAGUGUGGUCAGACGCCCGGGCUCCUGCAGGUCAGAUGGAAGCCGCCGCCUCUGACAUCUUCAGGAACCUCCAACGGGGCCAGCGUGAUUGGUUACGCGGUGUGCACAAAGGGACAAAAGAUAGCAGAGGUCUUGUACCCUACAGCAGACUAUGUGACCGUGGAGUUAAACAGGAUUCAGUGUCUGGAGGCCAGGGAAGUCAUUGUAAGGACGUUAUCGACACAAGGAGAGUCCCAGGACUCUCCUGUGGCCACGAUCCCGCACAAUCUCUUGGGCUCUCCGCACCUCUCCCGCCGAACCACUGCACCUCCCCACCCAAUCCCCCACCCACAGUCCCAUCCAGUGCACUCACAAACCCAUCCUCCCUAUCCUUCAACAUACCCUCCGAAUCACCCUCAGCCCCAGGUGCAGCCUGUGCCACGAGCCCAGCCCCACACGCUGCCCCACGCACAGCCGCACUCGCAGCCCUCCAGCCACCCCCCUCCCCAUCCCACGCCCCAGCCUCAUUUCCAGCGCCACCCCAUGCCCAAGUCCAAACCAUUAGUAAGUGCCAGAGAGCCAGAAACCAAAGAGCACGAGGUUGGCCUGCGAUCAGCCCAGCCCUGGGAGCGAUCCCCCUCUCCGCUGCCUCCCAUGCGCGGACCCAACCUGGAGCCACCACACUUUCCGCCUAGGCGAUCGCCCUCGCCUCAGAGGAUCCUGCCGCAGCCUCAGGGAGUCCCCAUCCCCAACACCAUAGCCAAGGCCAUGGCCAGGGAAGCUGCCCAGAGAGUGUUUGCUGAGGGCAAUCGGGUUGAGAAAAGGAAUAUCUUCAGUGAUCGAGGUAACGCCUUGCAUCCACUCAACUCUGACGAGGAGGAGGAUGGCUAUGACUCUCCUCAUGCAAGGAGGAGAGGAGCCUCGGUGGAUGAAUUCCUCAGAGGCUCAGAGUUGGGCAGACAGCACCAUCAUCACCACUACAGCCACAGCGAGGAGUACCACACAGAGAGCAGCCGGGGUUCUGAUCUGUCUGACAUAAUGGAGGAGGACGAGGAAGAUCUCUACUCUGAGAUGCAGCUGGAGGAGGGCCGAAGGCGCAGCAUCAACUCUCACAACACUCUUAAGGCAUAUUACAAGCGUCAGGACUUAGCCGAGGAACGAGACUGCUGGGACCUCCAGAGGGAGGUGGUAAAGCAGAAGUCGCUCCGCAGCAAACGUCUCCACAGCAUCCCUGAGGUGGCUGAGGAAGAGUUGGACGGCGUGGACGGCAUGGGCCAGCGCCUGUGCUUUGAAGAUGGCGGCCGGCCGGGAACACCGCACACUCAGCGGAGGAUGUACGCCCAAAACUCCCACAUGUACAACCAUCUCACCCACGGCAAGAGCUCCCGUCACCUGCAGCGCCAGCGCUCCUCCCCUCGUUUCACCGACGGCCGCUACGGCUACAACCCAGACGACCGCAGCCACGGACGACCCAACCGCCAGAACACCAAGAGUCCUGACAGCGGGUUAGACUGCGGCAGUGAGGAAGAAGGCUCUCUAGGCCGCAGUCAUCGAGGGUACUAUGUUCAUGGGAGCCCCAUGCGGGGGCCCGUGCACAUCAUUCACUGUGAAGGCCCGAUAGAAAGGCGGGCGCUGGCGAUGGGCCGUAAAAGAACUCUGACCCGCCAGUGCAGCGUGGAGGAGGAGUUCUCUGAUGUGCCAGCGAGUGCAGCCAAGUCAGUACACACGGGUGACUUUAGGAACAGGGACCACUUUGGGCCUGGUCGGGAGGCCGGGCCAAGAAACUACUCCAGGGACGGGGCCCUGAGCGAGGGCCGGCUGAACGAGCUGGACAGGGUCUAUUACAGCCCCCACAGGGAGGCUAGGGCCCAGUCUUUGUCCAGGCUCAACCGGGACCAGCCGCUGAUCAUUGGGAACUCGCCAUCACAUGGAAGCGCCGAUCGUCUGGACCACUCAGGGAGGAGGCUAGUUCACAUCGGCACCCCCCCUCAGCAGCGGCCCAUCCCAUCCAUUGAGAUCACCAUGGACAGUAACAGUGAGGGGAGUGAGGGGAACCUCUCACCCGUCAAGGAGGAUGUUUACUAUGGCAGUGUAGCUCGGCGCAGGAUAUGGCGAUCUAUGUCCUCAGAGGAUCAAUAUGACGGCUAUGGCGGGCGGAGGCAUGGGCGGGGACGGCGUUCCCUGGAUUACUAUGAUGAGUCUGAGCCGGAGGAGCUGACCCGCGUGUUUGUGGCUCUGUUCGACUACGACCCCAUGUCUAUGUCGCCGAACCCUGACGCUGCUGAUGAGGAGCUGCCUUUCAAGGAGGGACAGAUCAUCAAGGUGUUUGGGAAUAAAGACACGGAUGGCUUCUACAGGGCAGAGAUCAGGGACCGAGCGGGUCUGAUCCCUUGUAACAUGGUCUCAGAGAUCCAGACAGAGGAUGACGAGAUGAUGGACCAGCUACUCAAACAGGGUUUCCUGCCACUCAACACUCCUGUGGAGAAGUUAGUGAACUGUGAUCGUUUCAAAGAUGGCCGCUCAGUAAAUCGCAGGUCCAGAAAAUCCAAGAGAGAGAGGAACAGGCGAAGUGGCCGUCAACAUCCCACGUCAACGCGGAGAAUGGUGGCUCUGUAUGACUACGACCCUCGAGAGAGCUCCCCUAACGUUGAUGUAGAGUAUGAGGGAAACAGACUGAAUGAGGAGGCUGAACUGACCUUUUGUGCCGGUGACGUCAUCACAGUUUUUGGUGAAAUAGAUGAAGACGGCUUUUACUAUGGUGAACUCAAUGGACACAAGGGACUCGUUCCUUCCAACUUUCUAGAAGAAGUGCCUGAUGAUGUCGAGGUUUUUCUCACUGACUCACCAUCUCGUUACACCCAGGACACUCCAGCACGGAUAAAGACCAAAAGGGUUCCGUUGGAAAAAUCGGGUCCGCCCAGAAGAGCAGCCUCUCCCACAGUGCGUCCACACAUCCCUGGCUCAGGCCCGGCCACCGUGGGGCCCGGCAGUGCCAUCAGGGCCCCACUGGACAUGUACUCCUCCAAAAAGAAUAAGGGACUGCUCUCCAAAGGGAAGAAACUAUUGCAAAGACUUGCGCUGUAAAAUAAUACCUUGACAUACUUUGAGAGUUUUAUUCACUUUCUUGUAGUGUUAAAAGAAAAAAAAAAAUCUAUAUAACACAGUGGACAGGUGGCAUUUGUGAGCUUAGCAAAUGCAUUAUUCUUGUACAUCUGUUGUAUACUAGAAUAUUUGUAUUUUGUUAACAGUAUCAACAUAUUUUCAACAACACAUUUCAUAUUUUGGUCCCGAGACCUCGUGGUGUUGCUGAUUUAGUAUAGAGCAUCUAACCUCCAAGUCUGACGCUGAUUAAGUUCUGCUGUAGACAGAGACAGGGCCCGGGGCAUUCUCCAUUUUGCACUUGGUCAAGUCUGAUGGAACACCACCACCACAUUAUGACUGACUGACUGCUGUCUCUGUGUACAGAAAUCAGAAUGUAAUUCGAACGCCGAGGGCUCAGUUAAACCUUGGAGUCUAUUUUGAAACUGAAGACAAAGAUCACAACGAAGUCAUUUAACCUGUAUGAGAGGUUUGCAUGCUUAACUUCAGCACAUUCCCUCCUGAUCCCCUGAGAGUGCAUGCCAUGUGAUGGGCUCGGUAUGGACCCUGGAGCAUGCAGUGCUACUUUAAUACGGCGUGGCUGACAUGCUGUGCAGUAAAACUGUGACAAAUCAGCAGAAUUCACUCCUAUUCUGAUGCCCUAUUUCAACAACUGUGAUGGAGCAAAGCAUUCCCACCACCAUGUCAGACACUUACAGAACAAGCACAUACUGUACCUAUGACAGGGUCUCUGCAGUAAAAUCAGCCUGAAUGGAAAUGCCUAGUAGAUCCAACCUCCAUGUAUUUGCCUUAUGAUCGCACAACGGUUAGUACUUUGUCCAGUAGAGCAUGCAGUUUCAUGCCUACUAUUCAUUUAUGUUGUGAUUUCAUCAAACAAGAUCUGUUUGCAGAUGUUAAUCCUGUCUUGUGAUGUGCAGGGUAUUGUGUGACUGUCGUGAUUUCCAUAGGACCAGAGCUUACAUAUAAUCGUCUGAGACUCCUGUACUGAUUGUGUUAACCAUUCUUAGUUGAGCCCAAAAAAUACAUUUACAAAAAUACUUUUUAGAAAAUAGUUCUGAAAAGGUCAAAAAACCUCCCUGCGUAUGAAGGCACUUUAACUGUUUUUGAUGCCACGCUGAUGCACAUCUAAUUAAAAUGACGACCACUCUACUAUGGAAACAAUAUUACAUUAGCAGACAAAAAUAUAUAUAUAUAUAUACACACACACAAAUAGUUAAUAUCUGUGAUAUAGCAUCAGCAAAUGAAGUCUUUUCAUUGUAGUGCAUGAUUCACAACGUGAAACACUUUUGGGCUUCACCAGAAGACUGAAGGUUUGACUGUUUUCGCAGUAGUUAGCAGUGAGACACAAGGCUACCUCUUCACUGCCCCUCUACCCUUCAAACCCAAAAUCUAUUUGAUCUGAAAUCUGUUUGUUCAAGCCAAUCUGUCAUCGAUGCCUGUUCAGUAUGUCCCGAGCUAUGUUGGUGCAGGAUACAAGUACUGUAUAUCAAUAUAUAUAUCUACACCUUAAUGUAGAGUAGUGAAUGUAUGAUGUAACGAAAGCCAAUGUAUUUUCAGAGCUGCCCAAAAGGAUUGCGCAGAUGUCCGUCAUUGUGCGUGGAAUGAAACAGUCCACGUUUAUCUCCUCACACCAUUCUGUUUUUCCAUUUCAUCCUCAUGUCUUUUCAAAUUGAACUUAUUUUUUCUACGCACGAGUUGAACUGAAACUGCCAAAAAAGAAUGUAUGCAAAACAUUCUGUAAUACUUUCUGUACAAUUCUCGGCCAACAGCCAUGUUAACCUGCGGUCAACUGUUGUACAUCUUUUCCUAUUUAUGGACCAUGUCUUCAGACAUUGCUUCAAUUAAUUUUGAGUGACUGUUGCUCUUUUUGUACUUUGUCCAUUUGUAAAAUUGUUUUUAAAUGUUUAUACUUGAUUUUCAAACUGCCUUUUUUGUACAUUUAACUUUAUAAUCCAACAGUGCAAGCUUUCCCCAUGGUGUCUUGAAGACCAUAUUGUUUAAAAGUCUGCAGUUGUGUGCUAGCUUUAUGAAAAGAAUUAUCAGCCUAUAUUGAUGAAUACAAAUUAUUGUGUGAGUGUGCAUGUGCAAUAUUUUCUAAAAAAAAGAAAAAAAUCUAAAUAAAUUUGAUAUUUUGUAAUGUUUGCAUGUUAUUCAACAUAAACACCAGAUCUUGAACGUACCAUACAAACAAAUAUUAGAACCAUUUGCAUCACACCAAUAACAGGACAAAGAUGUUGACCCAUGAGUAUUAAACUGAGACAUUUUUACAGCAACAAAACUGGAGGCUCACUGGUGUAUCAAAAAGGUAAACAAACAUUUUAGGUUCCUUCCUGAAUAAUACAAAUUACCAAAAAACAAAACAAAGCUUUUCCUAGAUAUUUCUUACUGAAAAGCCAGAAUCCAACAUCUUACUUUUUCAAUCAAGUACUUACUGAAUACAUAACAUGGACUUCUUGAAAUAUUUCUGCUUGGAUUAACUCUUGGAUCAAGUGACAUGUCACUCCGAGCGUCAUCCACUUCAAAUUUCCAACAGCAGACAGGGUGCAUAUUGAUUACUUCAGCAUACAGAAUAUGUACAUUUUACCUCUGGAUGGUGGCCUUUUCUUUACAUUAGACUUAAAAGUACAAUACAAACCUUUUAAACUGUGUAAUUUAAUACACAUGGCUAUCUGACUCAAUCUGAAGCUAGAAAUGCAAACAAAC